AUGGACCAGACAAGAAUUCCUGGUAGUCUAAGACUAGAGAAAACGUUACACUUUUCUGAAUUUAGAACCACGCCUCGGACAUUGACUAUGCAGGUGGGUCCGUCGUCAUCCCCGUCGCAGUUGCGACCAUCGGUCAGUCGACAGUCGGUUACAUUUAGUAUUGUUGAAUGCCAGCAGAACGAGGAUCUUGUUGAAGAAGAUCAAAGAUCUCAAAACGAACGCAUGAAUACGAGAUUUCACAGCGACACGCAGCGCAUCUCUAUCGCUGAAGCGACAUCCAAGCGAGCGAAUCCGAGCGGAACCUCACCGGCUCCAAUGAAGAAGUCAACCGCGAACAGCAAGGAAAAUGACAACGAGGAUGAUUACUCGGCGUCAGUUUGCGCGAUUAUGCAACAGCGAAAUUCGACACGACGACAAAGUCGGCGGAAACGACGUCCAUCGUCGCCGUUCGGCGUCGACAACGUCGACGGUGUCGCGCGCCGUCGAUCCUCGGUUUACACGACGAGCUCGGGAGACACGGUAAUUACGAUGGAAGAAAGCAGUAAUCAGGAGCAGAUUUUUGAGAAUGUCAGUGUGCACAAAGAAGUUCUAAGUGCUAUAAAGCAACAACCUUGGCCUCUCCGACGAAAGAUCAAGCUCAUACGGCAAGCUAAAGCUUAUAUCAGACGACACGAAGGCGCUCUGCAGGAAAGACUAGCUCAAAGUCACAACACUAAAGAUAUCAUAGCACGCGUAUCGCUUUUCAUGACUAAGAAAUGGCAGUAUUUCCGACGUGAGUUGGUCAAUUUGCAAACGUGGCUCAUACCUUGGGAGGUCCGUAUCAUGGAAAUAGAAUCGCAUUUCGGUUCCGCUGUUGCAUCCUACUUCAUUUUUCUCCGUUGGCUCUUCUGGAUCAACCUCGUCAUCGCAACAAUUCUUACGGCGUUUGUUGCGAUACCUGAAGUAUUGACCGCAAACGUGACUCUUGCCGGCGAGAGAAAGAUUAUGCUGCAGGAAGAGGCCAUCAAGUCGAAGGAUCUGUUAACUUUAUGGGAAUUCGAGGGUGUCUUAAAAUAUUCCCCAUUUUUCUACGGAUGGUACACCAAUCAGGACUCGAACAGCAAUUACAGAUUACCACUGGCGUACUUCGUCACCAAUCUGGUCGUGUACAUAUACAGCUUCGUCGCAAUUCUGCGCAAAAUGGCAAAGAACUCGCGUUUGAGUAAACUGACCGAAAAGGAAGACGAAUAUGUCUUUUCAUGGAAACUCUUCACGGGAUGGGACUUCAUGAUUGGUAAUCCGGAAACCGCGCACAAUCGUAUAGCCAGCAUCAUGGUGGGUUUCAAAGAAGCCUUACUGGAAGAAGCAGAGAAGCAAAAGGACAAGAGAAAUUGGAGAAUCAUUUUAAUGAGAAUAUUUGUGAACGUGGCAGUACUGUCAUUACUCGCACUGUCGGCAUAUGCUGUGAUCAAAGUGGUUGAACGGAGCACCGUGGAAUCUCAAACCUGGUGGCAACAAAACAAAAUCACGAUUGUGAUGUCUCUCAUUACAUACCUUUUCCCAAUACUCUUCGAGAUCCUCGGCUUCCUUGAAAGCUAUCAUCCUAGGAAACAGCUCCGAAUACAACUAGCACGGAUAAUGAUCUUAAAUCUGCUGAAUCUUUACUCGCUAAUAUUCGCAUUAUUCCAUAAGAUAAACUCUAUGAAACAAGACAUUCUUUAUGAUCUCAAACUGAUAAACAAGUGUAUACAUAAAUUAGUACCAUGCGACGAGCUGACACAUACUCAACAGAUCGCAACAUUAGCAUCUUUGUGUCUUGUUUUAAUAAACAAUAUCACCCAUUCUCGUGUUAAAAAGGAAAUAUCAAUGCUACCAUCUAUCAGACAAGAGACUUUCUUUCUUAAUCCUUUAUUGGACAACGAUACCUUAUAUAAGGACUUCAAUGAUAUAUAUGAUUAUAAAGAUUAUUCGGAUUACGAUAAUUACCAAUUUAAAACUUCGGAUAUGGAUAAUAGCAACAAGUCUUCUACUAUAUCUUAUUAUGAGGAACAAUAUACCGAAAAUGUGGAUGAUAACGAAAUAUAUUAUGACACGAGCCCGACAGUAAUUUCCAAUUUUCUGACUGAUUCGACAAUUACUGAACAUUUCUAUACAAGUUCUACUUUGUCCCAAAGCGAUACUACAGCGUCAACAACAUUCGAAUCAAAUGUAAUGGAAGGAAUAAUAAUUACUCCGUCAACUUCAGACAGUAAGACGUCAUCUGUUAGCAAAUUUAACAUUACAUCUACAGUAACAAACACGACAACAAUUUCGCAUAUUUCGGAAAGUCAAUUUCCUACUUUACAACCAAAUAAACAUGUGAUUCCCCUCCCAAAAAACAAUUGUGUGGACACAUGCUUUGAAAAGAUUUGUACUGCGAAAAAUUUAGAUAUACGAUUAGAACAACUAAAUCUGAAGACACGUAGAAGACUGCGUCAAUGCUGGGAAACUAUGUUUGGGCAAGAACUUGCUAAGCUUACUGUCAUGGAUUUGAUACUCACUAUAUUAGCCACUCUCAACAUGGAUUUCUUUCGCGCUGUUUUCGUGCGUUUUAUGAACAAUUUCUGGUGCUGGGAUUUAGAGAAACAAUUUCCGCAAUACGGUGACUUCAAAAUAGCUGAAAACAUUCUCCAUUUAGUUAACAAUCAAGGCAUGGUUUGGAUGGGAAUGUUCUUCAGUCCUGGUUUAACGGCACUGAAUCUCUUUAAACUUGGUGUUCUAAUGUAUUUACGUUCUUGGGCGGUUUUGACAUGCAAUGUACCUCACGAAGUAGUCUUCAGAGCGUCCAGGUCUAACAAUUUUUACUUUGCGCUGUUAUUGACUAUGCUGUUUUUGUGCGUAUUGCCGGUCGCUUACGCUAUAGUCUGGGUCGAACCUUCGUGUUAUUGUGGUCCAUUUUCUGGUUAUUCAAAGAUUUAUAAUUUAGCUACGCAAAGUUUGAUAAACUCGCUCCCGAAGAUAAUCCAACGAGUUCUUGAUUACGUUGCAUCGCCUGGUAUAGUAAUACCAUUGAUUGUUCUCAUGACAUUGAUUAUUUAUUAUAUGGCAUCUCUCACUGGAUCUUUGCGAGAAGCGAAUAACGAUCUAAAGAUGCAACUACGACAGGAGCGUACAGAAGAACGUCGAAAAUUAUUUAAAAUAGCAGAGAAGAAGCAUACCGUAGCUGAGGCUCCGCUAUCGAAGUGGAAAAAGAUCCUUCCAGCGUUGCCACAGGUCAAAAUAUCUCAAAAUUCCGAAACAGUUCAAAAGGAAAAUGUACAGAUCUCAAUUGGGAACGUGAAUACAGUGGUAGGUACAAUUGAAAAUAAAGAUUUGAUGAAUGACACCGAAGAAUAUUCAGGUCAGGAUCAAGUACUGUCCAAUUAUGACAACGAGCAACGAGUUGAAGAACAGAAUGGUUUGAUAUCAAAUGAUAAAUCUUCUAAUAGAAGAUUGACAAACGUGGUUGGAUGUUCUUGGGACUCACCAUCGAAUAAACAAAGUGUUAUCAUACCAGAAAUCCAAGUAAACAAUGAAGAAAAAAUAUCCGACGUUUGCGCAAACAUUGAAUUGGAUGAUGGCCCUGAAAACGGCAAUCAAGAGAUAACGUAA
Atta colombica is the source of this 3609-nucleotide messenger RNA. Its product is annotated as transmembrane channel-like protein 3. The record is from RefSeq and is a predicted model, not a curated record. Gene Ontology annotation, cellular component: plasma membrane. The transcript is spliced from 18 exons. The coding region runs from base 1 to 3609 and encodes 1202 amino acids. Gene Ontology annotation, molecular function: mechanosensitive monoatomic ion channel activity. Lineage: Eukaryota; Metazoa; Arthropoda; Insecta; Hymenoptera; Formicidae.